AUGGAGCACGCGCCGCGGCCCCUGCCGACUCUCCAGAACACAGUGCUUCUCUGCGGCUGGUCGGCGGUGCAGUUUCGCGCGCUGCCUGCCAGAUCCCGUAACCGUCGGCGGGUGCUCCACGGAAAGCCUAGGUCAGUGUCAGAAAUAAACAAUGGAGUAUUGGCUCUCUUAGAAUUCGAGAUUAUUUGCAAUUCUAGCCUGGUUGCCUGUCUGUAUACUUUUAAACAGAAAAUUGAUGAAAAAAACCUGAGUGACAUUAAGGUAAUUGCACCUGCAUACAGAAAGACAUUCAUCAAGGCGUUUAUUGAUCAACUCUUCACUGAUGUUUACAGCUUUGAGUUUGAAGAUUUACAAAUGACAUUGCAGGGAGACCUCUCAAAACAAUCCACUGAAACAGACAUGACUACAGUGCAGGAAUUAGAAGAAAUCAAGAAUGAAAUAGAAACAUAUUUGAGAAGUCUGCCCCCACUGAAAGGAGAAUUAACCAUUAUCACAUCUCCAUUGAUUCCAGGUAUUUUCAUACACGGGUUUACUACAAGAACAGGAGGGAUAUCUUACCUACCAACUCUCAGCUCAUUAAAUCUCUUCAGUAGUUCCAAACGGAGAGAUCCUAAGGCCGUUGUUCAAGAAAAUCUCCGGAGGUUGGCAAAUGCUGCAGGAUUUAAUGCAGAGAAAUUUUACCGGAUAAAGACUGAUCAUGCCAAUGACGUCUGGAUUAUGGGAAGGAAGGAGCCCGAGUCUUACGAUGGAAUAACCACAAAUCAGAAAGGGGUCACAAUAGCGGCUCUUGGUGCUGACUGUAUUCCUAUAGUAUUUGCAGAUCCUGUCAAAAAAGCAUGUGGGGUUGCUCACGCUGGAUGGAAGGGCACGCUGUUAGGUGUUGCUAUGGUUACAGUGAAGGCUAUGAUAACAGAAUAUGGCUCCAGUUUGGAAGACAUUAUUGUUGUGCUGGGCCCUUCAGUGGGACCUUGCUGUUUUACACUUCCAAGGGAAUCAGCAAAGGCAUUUUAUAAUCUUGAUCCCAAAUGUGUACGACUGUUUGAAUCACCAAAUCCCUAUAUUGACAUCCGUACAGCCACCAGGGUUCUUCUAGAACGGGGAGGAAUUCUUCCACAGAAUAUUCAGGACCAGAACCAGGAUCUCCACCUCUGUACAUCCUGCCAUCCUCACAAGUUUUUCUCUCAUGUUCGAGAUGGUCUUGGCUUUGGUACACAGAUUGGCUUCAUAUCCAUUAGAGAAUGA
This is a messenger RNA of Chrysochloris asiatica (Cape golden mole), 1242 nucleotides long. It is a transcript of the gene LACC1, whose product is annotated as laccase (multicopper oxidoreductase) domain containing 1. The record is from RefSeq and is a predicted model, not a curated record. Lineage: Eukaryota; Metazoa; Chordata; Mammalia; Afrosoricida; Chrysochloridae. Gene Ontology annotation, molecular function: copper ion binding.